AUGCCCGGAAUGCUUGGAGGGGCACACGAGCGCCAGCCCAGUUGGCAAAAGGGACACUACCCCUACGAGGACUUAAUAUCCGAAACAGUGGCGUACUGUUACAGAUCACUCGUGCGCAACUCUAGCUGCUGCCUUGACAGCAACUAUUCACCUGGCGUUCGGAAGCAAGUUGUGCGGCGUGUGGGUGUGGGCUGGUGGUGUGGCAAGAAAUGCUACGACGACAAGAAAGGCUAUCGUGGAGAUGACUUGCUUUGGAUCCCUGAGGGUGCAACUUGUGAAUCUCCACGGCUGCUGUGGAUCCAUGGAGGCAGCUGGUUGUACGGAAGCCCGGACACUUUGUCGUAUGGCCAGCUGGCCUCCAAGCUGUCGGGCCUGUCUGGGGCCAUUGUGAUGGUCCCAGACUUUCCCCUUGCACCGGUGGGGAGCUAUUCCACUAUCCUGAAUGCUUGCCUCGAUGCUUUGCGUUGGCUGGCGGAGACCUCCCUGGACCUUCACUGCCCACCUGGAGUGGCGCCACUGCUGGUGGGGGGCGACUCCGCGGGGGGUGGAACUGCGGUGACCCUGACCCUCAAGCUAAAGCAGAGCGGAGGCUGGAGCCCGAACGGCAUCAAGCAGUCCCGGCCAGAAGAGCUGCCAGGCGGCCAGAUCCUUGCAGGGGCCAUAUUCUUCAGUCCGUGGACAAACUUGAAGUGUGACACACCAGACUACUACUACAAUGCUUUCGCAAAGAUCGUGGACAAGAAGGCUUUCAAAGAUCCAGACUCUGGCGUGGCUUAUGUGGGCGAUCUGAUGUUCCGUGGUCAUCCCGAGGAAAACCUGGACGAGUUCACUGCAAACGCAAAGAGUUAUGUAGGCGAGGACCAGAGCUUGCUCACUGAUCCACUGGCCUCCCCUUUCUUUGCAACAGUUGAGGAGCUGGGAGGUGGAGGCAUUCCACCUUUGUUUUUUACAGUGGGUGGCUCAGAGUCCAUUCUCGGAGACAGCAUGAUCCUGGCUCAGAAGGCGGCCUUCUAUGGAACCAGCGUUCACCUGGAUGUCAAUGUUGGCAUGUGGCACGACUUCCCGAUGUACUCCGAAGGUUGUGGCGGCGAGCAGCCGUUGUGGCAGGCUGCGAGCGCACUCAAUCGAACAGCGGCAUUCAUCAAGUACGUAGCUGCUGAGAAGCUGACUGCGCAACGACUUGGCUUGAUCUGGCCGCCUGCAAAGUCAACACCCGGCACACCCCACACCAGGUAUAUCUAUGACACCACAAGGCCUGGAGCCAGCAGGUGGUUUCCGAAAGAGGUUGUGGACGAAACCACUGCGCCGCUAGCGUUCGCAGCCGUAGAUGGAUUCCGCGAGAUGGGGCCCUCCUUAUUAUCCUUGUUUCCUGUUUGCAAAGCUCGCGUUGCGAAAAGCCCGGUUCCACUCUCGCUCGCUCCCAUUGGCCAGGUUCAUGACGGAUCUUCUUGUGGAUCACAGUCGCUUCACCAACGGAAAAUUCGAUGGUGGAUUCGACCAAGCUGGAUUUUUAGCCAAGUGCUCUGA
Messenger RNA from Symbiodinium natans, 1527 nucleotides. Lineage: Eukaryota; Dinophyceae; Suessiales; Symbiodiniaceae. The record is from the annotation of a GenBank genome assembly.